Messenger RNA from Micromonas pusilla CCMP1545, 1120 nucleotides. RefSeq lists its product as uncharacterized. Lineage: Eukaryota; Viridiplantae; Chlorophyta; Mamiellophyceae; Mamiellales; Mamiellaceae. The transcript has a single exon. Gene Ontology annotation, biological process: malate metabolic process; oxaloacetate metabolic process; tricarboxylic acid cycle. The record is from RefSeq and is a predicted model, not a curated record. The coding region runs from base 27 to 1028 and encodes 333 amino acids. Gene Ontology annotation, molecular function: L-malate dehydrogenase (NAD+) activity.
CCACACGGCUUCACGCGCGAGAUAUCAUGUCGCCGACCCCCGUGCACGUCCUCAUCACCGGCGCGGCCGGGCAGAUCGGGUACGCGCUCGCGCCGCAGGUGUGCCGCGGCGCGAUGCUCGGCGCGGACGUCCCGAUCGUCCUGCACCUCCUCGACAUCCCGCCCGCGGAGGCGUCCCUCAAGGGUGUCGCCAUGGAGCUCACGGACGCGGCGUAUCCGCUCCUCAAGGGCAUCGUCGCGACCGUGGACGUCGACGAGGCGUGCAAGGGCGUGGACAUCGCGGUCAUGGUCGGCGGAUUCCCGCGCGGCCCGGGCAUGGAGCGCAAGGAGGUCAUGUCGAAGAACGUCGCCAUCUACAAAGGCCAAGCGAGCGCGCUCGAGACGCACGCGAACGCGGGGUGCAAGGUGGUCGUCGUCGCGAACCCGGCGAACACGAACGCGCUGAUUCUCUCCAACUACGCGCCGAAGAUCCCAAAGGAGAACGUGACGUGCCUCACGCGUCUCGAUCAUAACCGUGCGCUCGGUCAAGUCUCGGAAAAAACCGGCGCGCCGGUGUCCGAAGUCAAGAACGUCAUCAUAUGGGGCAACCACAGCAGCACGCAGUACCCGGACGUGAACCACGGCGAAGUGAGCGGCAUGCCCAUACGCUCCGCCAUCGGCGACGACGCGUACCUCGACGGCGAAUUCGUGAAAACGGUGCAGCAGAGAGGCGCGGCGAUCAUCGCCGCUCGGAAGCUCUCCUCGGCGCUCUCCGCGGCGUCGUCGGUGUGCGAUCACGUGCGCGACUGGGUCAACGGCACCGCGCCCGGCACGUGGACGUCCAUGGGCGUCGUCUCCCCCGGCGGCGACGACGCGUACGGAAUCGAGGAAGGGCUGAUGUACUCGUUCCCGGUGACGUGCGCGAACGGUCGGUGGAGCAUCGUCCCCGGGUUGAAGAUCGACGACCGGUCGAGGGGGCUCAUGGACGCGACCGCGGCGGAGCUGAAGGAGGAGAAAGCGAUGGCGGAGGAGCUCAUCGCCGCGAUGUGAUGCGACGCGAUGCGACGUGAUGACGUGGGCGUGCGCGCGCGACGAGAAGAACGCGAACGACGAGUGAUAAAAAAAUCCACAGUCAGAUGCUC